AUGCGCCAACGCGUGAUUGGUUGGCAGCCGAUCAACGCGAGGAUGUGCAAGUUGAGGAUUAAGGGCCGUUUCUUCAACUACAGCAUCAUCAACGUGCAUUGCCCACACGAAGGGAGACCCGGCGACGAGAAAGAAGCGUUCUAUGCGCAGCUGGAGCAGGUGUACGACGGCUGUUCGCAACGGGACGUCAAAAUCGUCAUCGGCGAAAUGAACGCUCAGGUAGGACGGGAGGCAAUGUAUAGACCGGCAAUCGGGCCAAACAGCCUGCAUGCCGUAUCGAACGACAACGGCCAACGAUGCGUGAACUUUGCAGCCUCCCGGGGUAUGGUAGUUCGAAGUACCUUUUUCCCCCGCAAGGAUAUCCACAAAGCCACCUGGAGAUCACCUGACCAACACACAGAAAACCAAAUCGAUCACGUUCUAAUCGACGGGAAAUUCUUCUCCGACAUUAUCAACGUCCGCACGUACCGCAGUGCGAACAUAGAUUCGGACCACUACCUAGUUGCAAGGUGGAAGCAGUACUAUGACGAGCACCUCAACGGUGAAGCAGCAGAAAACGAAGGUGGCACGGCAACAGACCUUGGAGCACGCGCAGAAGACGACAGGCUACCGGCCCCUGAUCUUCAAGAAGUUGAGGAGGAGAUCGGUCGGCUGAAGGACAACAAAGCAACUGGUGUAGAUCAACUACCAAGUGAGCUAUUGAAAUACGGUGGUGAAGCACUGGCUAGAGCGCUGCACUGGGUAAUUGCCAAGAUUUGGGAGGAGGAGAUAUUACCGGAGGAGUGGAUGGAAGGUGUCGUAUGCCCAAUCUACAAAAAGGGCGACAAGUUGGAUUGCUGCAACUACCGCGCGAUCACACUGCUGAGCGCCGCCUACAAGGUACUCUCCCAAAUUCUAUGCCGCCGUCUGUCACCAUAUGCAAGAGAGUUCGUGGGGCAAUACCAGGCGGGAUUCAUGGGUGCCCGCGCUACCACGGACCAAAUUUUCGCGAUUCGGCAGGUUCUGCAGAAAUGCCGCGAAUACAACGUGCCCACACAUCAUUUGUUCAUCGAUUUCAAAUCCGCAUACGACACAAUCGAUCGAGAUCAGCUAUGGCAGAUUAUGCACGAGUACGGAUUUCCGGACAAACUGACGCGAUUGGUCAAGGCGACGAUGAAUCGAGUGAUGUGCGUUGUUCGAGUAUCGGGGACACUCUCGACACACGGUGCCACCAACACGGCCAUGGCCAUGCGGGAGUAG
Messenger RNA from Ochlerotatus camptorhynchus, 1239 nucleotides. RefSeq lists its product as uncharacterized. The coding region runs from base 1 to 1239 and encodes 412 amino acids. Lineage: Eukaryota; Metazoa; Arthropoda; Insecta; Diptera; Culicidae. The transcript has 3 exons. The record is from RefSeq and is a predicted model, not a curated record.